Molecule: messenger RNA, 528 nt
Organism: Rhodotorula toruloides NP11
Lineage: Eukaryota; Fungi; Basidiomycota; Microbotryomycetes; Sporidiobolales; Sporidiobolaceae
Product: Fam96B
Exons: 5
Coding region: 1-528 (175 amino acids)
Biological process (GO): iron-sulfur cluster assembly
Source: RefSeq, a predicted model, not a curated record
AUGAACAGCGCAACUCCAGACAACGCCAACCCGACCAUCCACUUGACCGGAGGAGCGUCCGCGUCUCGCCGCACCCGCCUCAUCAACCUCGACCUCGCAGACGCCAGCUCGUGGGACAGGCUCGAAGACGAGCUCAUGUACGGGUCAGAUUGGGACAACCUCAUCCGCUCCAUUUCUGAUCCCGAACACCCUCUCACCCUCGAACAACUCGCCGUCGUCUCUUCCGAACAAAUCACCGUCAAUCACGGCAAGCGACCCUCAGUCCUCGUAGAGUUUACGCCGACCAUCCCUCACUGCUCGAUGGCGACUUUGAUCGGCCUCUCGCUUCGCGUGCGGUUGCUGCGGAGCCUGCCGGAGAGGUUCAAGGUGGACAUCAAGGUGAAGGAGGGAACGCACCAGAGCGAGAAUGCAGUCAACAAGCAGCUGAACGACAAGGAGCGAGUAGCAGCCGCGCUCGAGAACAACCAUCUGCUCUCGGUCGUCCAGCAAUGCCUGUCGACAGCCGACAAGCGCGGCAAGACCGCCUGA